This is a messenger RNA of Physcomitrium patens, 1133 nucleotides long. RefSeq lists its product as uncharacterized. NCBI's taxonomy places the organism in Eukaryota, Viridiplantae, Streptophyta, Bryopsida, Funariales, Funariaceae. The record is from RefSeq and is a predicted model, not a curated record.
GAGUAGCUUAGUUUCCGCGGAAAGGAAAUGACGGGGUUACGAUGCCAUGUUAGACUCCCUCAUAAAAAGGCGAAGGCAUCCCUAAACCUCUUGUCUGCACUCUUGCGCUAUCGUCUGCUUAGUUGCGCCCGUCUAGAUCGAUCGUCACCGCGUCAUUGCGUGUCUGUAUGGUAGAAUUUGGAAGGCUAAUCGUGUUUAACUGAACGCGUUUCUAACUGCCCUUGGGGCGGAUCGUUUUAGAACUUUGUCGGAGCUCGAAUUGCGGUUUUCUUGAAGAGUAUAGGUGGUUAGUGAGGAUUUAGUGGUCGAGGUAGAGUUGUGGCGGUUAGCAUAUUGAUCAGCAUCAGUACACUGCGAAAGUGGAACGUCUUGGAGCCAUGGCGACGGAACUACACCCCGUUUCGACUCUGAACCCCAAUGCGCCCCUAUUCGUACCAGCAGCGUUUCGUAUAGUGGAAGACUUCUCUAACGAGUGGUGGAGCCUGGUUCAGACGUGCCCUGACUUCCGGGAGCAGUGGGUGAGAGAGCGCUUGCCUGCAUUGGAAGAACAACAAAGGUUUGAAGCAGACUUGGAGGAGAUCGCCGAUCUUGACAACUUCCUCGAGUUGCAGGAGGAAAUGGAAGAACAGGCGGCUGCGGCAGAGUCACUGUACUUUGACGACCACGAUCGUUUGCUCGAGGAUGACCUGAGCGUAAUAAAUGUCGUCCAGAUCAUGGACGUGAAGGUGAACCAUAAGCAGCAAGCGCCAUGGAAUAGGGGUUUGAAAAAUCAUGACAAGUUUUCAUACAAGGUGCCGAACUCCGCCAAGAAAGGAGCCACAUAUCGUAUCCAGCAGCCACGUGCAGCAUCUGUAAUGUAGAGGAUUCAAAUCGAAGAGCUGGAUGUUGUAGGUCUGUUAGUUGUAUAGUUUCAGGAUGCAAAAUCGGUGGAGUGGCUUGUACAUUGAGACUUGCAAAGCCGGUCCCGUAUCGAUCGUUUGACGCAGUUUGUACAAAUUGUAUCCUCGCCCCUGCUGGAACUCGUUCGACGAUGCUUUCUGGCACUGAGCAGAAUUUUUUACACUAAAAAGGAAAAUAUAUUGAAUUUUUGUCAUUUUCCUGCAACUAUUUUGAGUAAAGCUAGCUGUAGAGAA